Molecule: messenger RNA, 6644 nt
Organism: Ahaetulla prasina
Lineage: Eukaryota; Metazoa; Chordata; Lepidosauria; Squamata; Colubridae
Gene: EHF
Product: ETS homologous factor
Exons: 9
Coding region: 158-1063 (301 amino acids)
Biological process (GO): cell differentiation; regulation of transcription by RNA polymerase II
Cellular component (GO): nucleus
Molecular function (GO): sequence-specific DNA binding; DNA-binding transcription factor activity, RNA polymerase II-specific
Source: RefSeq, a predicted model, not a curated record
UUAAAAUUAAUAACACAUCCAUUUAUCUUCACUGCUACGAGUGAAGUGAUAGCCUGCCACCUAUGUUUACUUAAUAGCUGACAUAUCUUGGCCACUCUUUUUACUUUUUGCUCUAACUAAAGGAUUUCCUCAACAGAAUCAGCAGCUAAAUGAGAUCAUGAUUUUAGAAGGAACUGGCAGAAUGAGUCUUAAUACCGUCACAAGUCUUCUUCAUGACCAGUCGACCUGGACAGAAGGAUAUCCCACAUGUAAUGCAGCACCGAGCAGUUUUUUUGGAACACAGUGGCAUGAAAUACAUCCUCAGUAUUGGACAAAGUAUCAGGUCUGGGAAUGGCUCCAACAUCUUUUGGACACCAACCAGCUUGAUGCCAACUGUAUCCCAUUCCAGGAAUUUGACAUUAGUGGGGAUCAUCUGUGUAGCAUGACUUUGCAAGAUUUCACACGGGCAGCUGGCUCUGCUGGACAACUUCUUUACAGCAACCUCCAUCAUCUAAAGUGGAAUGGUCAGUGUGGAAGUGAAGUGUAUCCAUCACACAAUGUCAUUGUUAAGACAGAACAAACAGAUCCAUCUUUAAUGACCUCUUGGAAAGAAGACAAUUAUUUCUACGAGAGUGGAUAUGGUGGCACAGUAGAACUAGUGGACAGCAAAGCCUACUGUCGAGCACAGAUUUCGGUCAGUGCUAGUGGUCACCAACCUAUAGAGGAUUCUUUGGAAGGGAAGAAAAUUUCACAAGAUCACCCUCCAAAACCACACAACAAGAAACACACUCCUCGAGGAACUCACUUGUGGGAGUUUAUCAGAGACAUUCUCCUUCAUCCAGAGAAGAAUCCUGGGUUGAUAAAAUGGGAGGAUCGGUCAGAAGGCAUCUUCCGAUUCUUAAAAUCAGAGGCAGUGGCUCAGCUAUGGGGAAAGAAGAAGAACAACAGUAGCAUGACAUAUGAGAAACUCAGCCGUGCCAUGAGAUACUAUUAUAAAAGAGAAAUUCUUGAACGUGUAGAUGGCCGGAGACUGGUAUAUAAAUUUGGGAAGAAUGCCCGUGGCUGGAGAGAAAAUGAAAACUAAGUACAACUUUAAAAACAGCUGUAGUAAUCAUCACUGACAGGAAAUCCUAGUGGAUGUAAAUAUUCCAAAGACUGUUUUCUUCUAUUUAUGUACAAAAAUUGGGGGCUGCAGAAAUCUACGUCUAAUGGGAAGAAGGAACACUAUUGUUUGUUGAUGUUAUAACUAUUUUAUUUGAAAUAUGUCCUUUUAUGGAGAGUAUGUACACAGUUUUCUGUGAUCUAUUAUAAUACUGUAUGUAAAUGUAUAAGGAUGACUUGCCUUUCUUGUAAAGAUUUUUAAAGAAAUGAAUUCCAAAAGAAAUGUGAUUUAGCAUAAUGCUGCAAGAGGCAUUUGCUGUAGUGGGAGCAAAUCACAGGGCAUUACUUUAUACUUAGGUAUAUCACUGCAUUUUAGAGAACUAGGGAUUUAUAAUAUCUGUCUCAGAAUUGUGUGAGAUAGGUCUUUCCAUUCAAAAUAUACAACUUUUUUUCAAAGGCUGUCGACUAGUGACAUACCAAUGGUUAAUUAAAUCAAAGGCUGUUGAGUCAUGGCUUUAUUUAUUUUUCUUGGGUUUUUUUUUUUUUUUGCCCUUCUUCUCUACAAUAUAAUAUGGCCAUUUACAAUAGCCUGGAUCCAUUUAGAGUUGAAUUUAUCGGCUCAGCCCAUUCCCAAAUAAUUCUCUGUUGACAUAAGUCCUAGAACAUGAAGAAUUAGGAAUAGUGGAUGCUUUAUUUGUAGACCUCAAUAACUUUAGCUGAUCUUUGUAACCAAUCUUGAAUGCUUGUGACUCAUCAUGAAAUCUUAGGUGUCAUCAGCAUAAAGCUGUCUUUCCUAACCUGGAAUCACCUGGGUUUUUGGAACUACAAACAACUAUGCAAACUGGACAUUCUGACAACUUAAUUGUAGGUCAUCUGCCAUGUUGAAGGAUGCGUAAUGACUAGCAGCAAAUAUCCACAUUUCUGACAGAAGUGACCUACAAGGUCCCUUCCAACUCUGUUAAUCUGUAUCUAUACCAAACUGAACUGGAGAUUUUCUGCAUCCAAAGCAUUUGUUUAGUCACUAACCUAGUGUAUAUUUGGAUAUGAACAUAGAUUUCUGUGAGGGAUCCUUGUUGUUCUUUGAAUUUGCUUGUUUUCUUGCAGAUGUUGCAUUAUAUAACUAGGUAACCAGGCACUGAUGAUGUUACCUAGUUAGGGUAAUGAAAUGUUUGCAAGAAAACAAGCAAGCUCAGAGAGCAACAAGGACCCUUUAUUUCAACUCUGAGCUACAAAUAUUCUCCUUUACUUUCGAUGUCUAUGUGAUAAUGAAACUGUACUUUGAUAUUAAGAUUUUAUGUUACAUAAACCAUGUCCCUCCAUUCAGAAAACUAAUAAUCUAAGAUACUGUUUCAGUCUUCCUUCUCUUUCUCCCAGAUGCCUAGUUUUUAUUUGCUAGGUUGGUAUAGCAUAUAGAAGAACAUUCAGUCAUGUAAGUUCGUUCAUGUAAGAAAACGAUUCAGUACAAGCAUCUACCAGCCCAAGAGCUACAAUUAAAAAUGGCUUCUUUGAGCAAAUUAAAUUUCAGCUCUGAGACUUAAAUCCAAACUUGUCUGAAACUUAAACUUUCUGUGUUCUCAGAAAUGCCAGUUGAGUGUUUUUUCAUACAUAUAUAAAAAUCACUUUGGAAUAGAGUCUAUGUUUUUUGCUACAGUAAGAGUUGGUAGCUGCUCCUCCAACAUUUGAUGAAAAAUAUUCCUAAACAAGGCAGCUAAAAAAUACCUUUGCAGCCACAAUUCCUGCCAAAACUUUUAGGUAGCACACAUCCAUUAUAGCUAUGUGAUAUUUGAACUUUGCUUAAGGUGAGUGGGGGCAGUUAAUCUUAUUUACAGAAGAAGCCAGUAACCAGGACUGCAGGUUUCAUAGUAAGUCCUUUCUGUUGACUGAAUAUUUAUUGACUCACUGGAUAAGAUUUUUCUUCAGUUUCUCCCUGUUCUUUAUUUUUAAAUCAAUCAGUCUCCAUAAUCCAAUGAUCUUUUUGUGCAGAAAUAUCACAUCUAAUGAGUUGGAUUUGAUACUGCCUUGUGUUGUUAGUUAAAGCAGUGUUAUUGUAGAGUAUCUAUAAGGAUAUAUCUACUUUUUUCACAAUGCAAUCCAUAUACUCAUAAAUAAUUUCUGUUGUCUUAUGUCUAAGAACCUGGGUGCAAAAUUAUAGUCUUAAUAUCACUGAGUGUGUGCGUGUGAAAUUUAAAAAAAUAGUGGCAUUGUUCUUCAACAAUAUGAGAAUUAAAAUUGCAUCUCAGCUGCACACAAGGUGACGAAUACAGACAGCAGUGUAAAUACAGAUUUCUCCAACUUGUUGGCCUUCAGUGCAUCCAUAAGCAAAUAAAGUUAAGAGGUUGACCAUGAACACAUGUUCAAAACCACACCCCUGUUUUUAUUUGCAUUGUGAUAUACAUAAAAAAUGUGCCAGGACUUCAAUCGGAAAUCAGAGCUAACCUCUUCAUUUGUUGACUCUCCUUUUACUAGAAUCCCUGGUGUCCUUCGUGCAUGUUGCAUUUUUUUGUGUUAUUGAAAGACCUCUGGGACUUGCAAUUCAAUCUAGCUGGAUAUAUUAGUCUUUCAUGUAUUCUAAUCAUGGAGUCUAAUAGAAACUUCAGUCCAUAUUAACUUCUGGUUGCCAUUAUAAUUUUUACUUAUUUGCCAAACUUGUUCUUGUUUUUGAGUAUUUGGAAACUAUCCAUAUUUAUGGAUGCUGCUAUUUUACUAUCUCUCAGACAGCAGAGUACCUGCUUAUAGGCAUUUAUCAUCCAAAAUACAUUUUCCUCUUAGAAUUCAUGAGUACUACUACAACAAUGCAUAUCUAACUUCUCCUUAUUUUGGUGUGGUAUAUCGUAUUAAGUUAUCGUUGUGCAAUAUAAUUUGAUAUAGUACAUAGCUCAUAUUUAUAUUACAUUGGUAAACUUUCUUCCCAGACAACCUUGGGAAUUAGAAUUUGUGACUAGAGUUAAAAAUCUAUAAUUAGAGCUUUUUGGAAUUGAAAACAUGUUUGAAAAAAUUCUUUUCCAAAAAAGUUUCCACAUAUUAAGCUUGCUCUCUUUUUUAUUUUUAUUUUAUUUUAUUUUUUAUUUUUAUUUACAUUUAUAUCCCGCCCUUCUCCGAAGACUCAGAGCGGCUUACAGUGUAUAAGGCAAUAGUCUCAUUCUAUUUGUAUAUUUUACAAAGUCAACUUAUUGCCCCCCCAACAAUCUGGGUCCUCAUUUUACCUACCUUAUAGAGGAUGGAAGGCUGAGUCAACCUUGGGCCGGGCUUGAACCUGCAGUAAUUGCAGGCUGCUGUGUUCUAAUAACAGACUUCUUACCAGCCUGAGCUACCACGGCCCAUACCAUUUACUUUGGUUCUGUGAAUUGUAACACCCCGUUUUCCCCAAAACAAGACAUCCCUGGUAAUAAGCCCAAUUGGGCUUUUGAGCACAUGGCAAUAAGGCUAAGCACUUAUUUCAGGGUUCAAAAAAUAUAAGACAGAGUCUUAUUUUGGGGAAAACACAGUAUAAAUUAAAAGUGAUCUUUCAGAAUAGUCUGGAUAUUAAUAAAAUCAAUUUGAAGCAUAAGUGUGUGAUUAAAUCAGAUAGGUUAAUAAUAUGAAUUACAUUAGGAGUACAAUUUUCCAACAUUCAUAGGUGUAUUUAUUAACCCAUUGGUAUUAACAGAGUUAGAUUUUCCCACAGUUGGCACUUUAAAAAUUCAGUUUGUCAUUUGAUUCUGAAACAUAAUUCACUUUGAAAGGAGACAUGGUAUAACAUUGACCUAACUAGAAAAAGGACCAUAAAUAUAAAAAAUGAUACCAGCUUGCCACAUGCAACCACAGCCAACCAUAGUGAAUCUUUUACAAAGUCUAAUUAAAGGAUACAAUGAAGAUAUGAAUGUAGCAAAUUGCUGUUUAAAUAUAAAGGCAUUGAUGAGAUUGCUUUUUUAAUGUUUGCAAAGAACAGUCUUUUUAGAAGUGUUGUUGUUAGUUGCGAAGUCGUGUCCGACCCAUCGCGACUCCAUGGACAACAUUCCUCCAGGCCUCUACCAUCCUCUGGAAUCCAUUUAAACUCAUGCCUACUGCUUCAGUGACUCCAUCCAGCCACCUCGUUCUCUGUUGUCCCCUUCUUCGUUUGCCCUCAAUCUUUCCCAGCAUUAGGCUCUUCUCCAGUGAGUCCUUUUUUCACAUUAGGUGGCCAAUUAGAAUUUUAUUAGAUUUUAUUAAUUUUAUUUUUAGAUUUUAUUAAUUUUAUUAAUUUUAUUAAUUUAUUAGAAUUAGAAUUUAGAAGUGUAUUUCACAUGAAUAAGAUUUGUACAAAUUUUUAUAGUGGCAUACUUUUUCAAAUGUAUAUAUGUGAAUACAUUUUAACUCGGAUGUAUAAAGAUCUACAAAUGCUUAGCAGUAUUUAUAUAGAUGAAUGCCAAUCACCUGGAUAAAGAAUUUGCUGGUAUAUUGUGCAGCUUUGAUUAGGAAGUAGUUUGUGCAUUGUAGUGCCUAGUUCUAUGGCUUCCUAUUCCUAUUCAUAACUAAUAGUUUGAAUAUUUAGCUACUUACAAGGUAAGUAUCCCUGAAAUUGCAGCCACUGUGUACUUAGAAAAGUCUGUGCAGAAACAUAUACUUAUCAUUAUAGCUUUCUUGUUGCUGGAAAACAACCCAAAUCUUUCUAGCUUCACCAUUUAUAAAUUUUCUAGAAGUGCAUUUUUAUAUGUCAGAUUUAAUGACUCUCCCAUAAAUGCCAUACCAUUCCUAAUACUAUUUCUAUCCACCAAAAUGUUAAUUAAAACAAUGUGUUCGUUUCUUAAAAUAAUAGUUUAGUCAUCGUUCAAACUUCCCUCCACAGAAAUUGCUUUUGAAUGCAAUUGUACAUGGUCAUCAACAUGAUUAGAUUUAAUGAAAAGUGGGAAAUUUAAUGGUAUCAUAGUGCAAAAGUCUUUUGUCAGAACAUUUUUUUAAAAAAGUUGCUUGUAUCUGUCAAUUGUGUGUGUGUGUGCUUGUGUGUGUGCUUGUUUAUGAAAUAAUAUUUACUGUUAAUUCUUGUAAUUUAUAAUAAUAUGUGCGUCUAAGGCAUAAAAUAAGCCAAGCACUGGGCCAAUUCUGAUCAGAUGUAAAAGGAGACAAUAAUGGUACUUGAAUUAAAUUGGGCGAGGGAUACAUCCAGUAAUCAUUCUUCCUUACAUUAUUUCCCCAUUUUAAAUGGCCUCUGCAAAAGCAGCUAUUUGCUAUAAUAAAUAGUACAGUACUGGUACAUUUUCCAGAACUGGAUAUUAAAAGGUCAAGGAAAGAAUAACAGAGAAACUCACAAAGAAGAAAAAGACUGAUUGUUAAAUAUGUUGUUUUUGUGUCCCAUUGUGGGAGUCUAUUGACUAGAAGGAUGGGGAAAACUGAAGUGGGUCUGCUUACAGAUCUUGCAUAUACUGCCUCCUUUAUAUUGUUUAAUGGGAACAUGGUGGCUUAGUGGGUAAGACGCUGAGCUUGUCGAUCGAAAGGUCGGGAGUUCAGCAGUUUGAAUCCCUAGUGCCGUGUAAGAGGGUGAGUUCCCAUUACUUGUCCCAGCUUCUGCCAACCUAGCAGUUCGAAAGCACAUAAAAAAUGCAAGUAGA